Xenopus tropicalis (tropical clawed frog) is the source of this 2500-nucleotide messenger RNA. It is a transcript of the gene plppr2, whose product is annotated as phospholipid phosphatase related 2. Lineage: Eukaryota; Metazoa; Chordata; Amphibia; Anura; Pipidae. Gene Ontology annotation, biological process: phospholipid metabolic process. The transcript is spliced from 8 exons. The coding region runs from base 538 to 1557 and encodes 339 amino acids. Gene Ontology annotation, cellular component: neuron projection; plasma membrane. The record is from RefSeq and is a predicted model, not a curated record.
CAGUGAUUGGAGGUGCCAGUUCCUGCCAGUACCAAAUGCUGCCAGACCCCCCCAUUAGGAAGCUGCUUAUAUAACAGCGCUCAGGUAGAGGUGGGAGUUGUGACUGGAACAUAUGCCGUCAGCCUACUAAUGAGAUUCCCACAGCUGCCUCCCCCUCCUCCUUUUCUCUCCCUCCAUCUCUCCAUUCUUUAUCUCUUUCUCUGUUCCGAUCUUCCUUCUUGUUACCCCCUCCCCAUCCUUAUUUUCCAAGAUCUAACCCCCCCCAUAUUUUUUAUCACUCCCUCCAAUUAUACAUUUGGUUCCCCCUCCCAGCAUCAGCCCCAGCCUACCCUCCGGCAUUUCCUUUUCCUCCAUCACCCUUUCUCCUGUGCCCUAUCCUCACCCCCCACCCACGUUCUCCUUCUCCCUUUCUCCUUUUCUCGUGCUGCCUUUCCUUGCAGGCUGUGAGCGGGGAGGGCACCGACAUAUCUGCCAGCUGCCUCUCCUCCCUCAUUGUUGAUUCCCCGGAGCGUUGAAGGGAGGGGGCAUAUUUGGACGAUGCCCACAGGUUACGUUCGCACAGGCUACACCUCACACAUGGCCGCUCACGAGACGGAGGUCAAGAGCAGCACCUCUAUCAUCCCCUGCUUCCUGUUUGUGGAGCUUGUCCUGAUGGCUGGAACUGUCAUCCUCUCGUACCACUUCGAGUACACGGACACCUUCCCUGUCCACAAUCAAGGAUUCUUCUGCUACGACAGCACCUUAUCCAAACCGUACCCUGGACCAGAGAGCACAAGCCGGGCACCACCGCGCCUGCUGUACCCGCUUAUAGCCAUUCUACCCAUCCUCACGAUCCUUGUUGGCGAGGUUACCUCCGUGCUAAUUGAUCCGCGCUGGAAGAGCAGAGAGAGGGUCAUUGCCUGCGGGGACUGCUGCUUUUUCAAUCCUUUACUGCGCCGUAUUGUGCGGAUCCUAGGUCUCUUCUCCUUCGGCCUGUUCUGCACAGUCAUUUUCGCCGGGGCAGUUCAGACAGUUACAGGGAACCAGACUCCACAUUUCCUAUCUGUGUGUCGCCCUAACUACACGGCCCUGGGCUGCAUGUCCCACAUUCAGUAUGUAUCAUCCCCACGGGCCUGCACCGGAGACCCUGAUCUGAUCGCCGAGGCGCGCAAAGCCUUUCCAUCCAAGCCCGCAGCUCUGGGAGCAUAUGCUGCCGUAUAUACCACGAUGUACGUCACCCUGGUGCUGAGAAUAAAAGGGUCCCGGCUGGUGAAACCGUCCCUAUGCUUUGCCAUUUUGUCCCCUUCCUGGCUCCUGUCUCUGCUGCGUGUGGCUGAGUAUCGCAACCACUGGAGGGAUGUGCUGGCAGGGACAGUCGUUGGUUCGGCCAUUGCAGUCUUUCUGGUAACUUGUGUACUGAAUAAUUUUGGAAGCUCGAGUUCUAAGCCUGAGGAAACAGAGGUCCCUGUGCAGGAUGUACCCAGACAUCCAGUGCCAUCUGUGGCACCUUCAUCAACACGUGAAAAGUUAAGUGUGGUAAAGCAGAGUUAUGGGGUUUCGUCCGCAAAUGUUACCUGACCCUCCUCCUUGCCUUGUCCCAGUCACGCCAGAUGUCCUCAUACCCUCCAACUGUAUGACCAGCCAAGUGUGAAGAUUCCUGAUCCAAAGCUAACGGAGGAUGUGGAUUAUUAAAUGGCACUGACCCCCUCAUCCCCUCAGUGCUUUCACUGACGUACCUCCCGGAGAAGGACCUCCAUCACAUACCCCAUGUCUGUAUUGUGCAUUCCGUGCUGUCAUAUUGCUGCCUGGCUGCGACGCUCUGUCCCAAACCCUCUUUUGAUAUCACAGUGCGCUUGAGUCCAGACACGAGCAAAGAACUUAACGCCUUCUUACGCAGGAAAUCCAUUCAUAUCAACCAAUUGUGUUGAGCUAUUUUCUACCAGCAACAGUACCUGUAGCCAGAAUGGAGCCCUGGCAAAGACAAAGACAUUCAGAUUCUCAAACAUCUUCAGUUCUGUAACCAGGAAGCCAAAAUUUCUCUUUCUUUCUUCAAGACAUUGGGGGGUCAACAAUGGGCAAAUUUUUCUGUCAGCAGUAACCCAUGGCAACAAAUCAAAUUGUUCUACCUGCAACUGGCUAUAAAAAAAAAAGGCUAAUCAUUGAUUUGAUUUGCUGCAGGUAAAUUAUAUUAAUGCCUUCUUUUGCAUUUUCCCACAAUUAAGUUGAAUUGUAGCAAGUAAUGCAAUUUACUUGCACUUGUCAUUGCCCCUAGACCAGGGGUGGCCAAUACGUCGAUCGCGGUCCACCAGUCGAUCCCCCGUGGAUUUCUGGUGAACCGCGAUGAAGCUGCGGAUGUGGAAGUGCUGUGUGCAUACGUACGCAUUCACACCGCACUUCAGCAUUCCCUGGUCCUCAGUCGAUUGGGAACAAAGAAAGUGUGGCCACCCCUGCCCUAGACAGUAAAGCUGGCAUCGUCAGACCUGCCACACACCAUUCAGGGCUGAAUCGGCAGGUAAGGAGG